Molecule: messenger RNA, 1365 nt
Organism: Amoebophrya sp. A25
Lineage: Eukaryota; Dinophyceae; Syndiniales; Amoebophryaceae
Source: the annotation of a GenBank genome assembly
GCGACUUUUUUCUGCGGAAGCAUCUAGAUCUGGAAAACUGCUCACUGAGCUCGAUGGUUCGGGUAACUUUUAAAAACGGGUGUGGGCCACGAGAAUACUUUUCGACCGACGAAGGGAGCCGCCUUGAGGCAUUCGCGCAAAACAUAACAGGAGGAGACGCUGAAUCUGCACUGUGGCCACCAGAGGAGCGUCGUAAGCAUGGAAGGCACAGCGAAGAAGCGAGCACGAGCAGACAAGUGCUGGGCUUUCUCCAAGAUCCCAGUCAAUUUGGUCUUGCUCGAUUCUGGAGCUCCAUCAACGUGCUCAAUCGCAAUUAUAGUCUGCCAGUUCGAAGGCGACAAAAAAGCUAAGGCUCAGCCUAUCCGAAAUCCGUAUAAUACUGACCUAGUUAGGUGGGCAUCAUGUUCAUUCUUGCAGAUCGUGCUAAGUGAAUGAAAAAACAAGAGAGACGCAUACUCAUACUAUCGUAUCCCCUUAACCCGCGACUCAGGAGGCACAGCUACAGAUCGGGGGAUAGCAGUAAGCUGAUUUAGAUUCUACUCCUCGAUCUUCCUUAGGGUGAAGCUUAAUAGUCCUCUCUGACAGCGAACUGUGGCCGCGAAUACCAUAAAAUCACUUUUUUUCCAAAAAAUAUAUCUACUCUAUCUCCAUGUUUAUUUAUCUCGAAUGGAAAAUGAGGCCCUACAGACUCCAGUCAAUUUCCUGCAAUUCUCAAUUGGAAGCAACUUUCAUUGUAUUCUUUGAUUAGCUAGAACCACACUACUUACAACGUUAAUGACUCUUAUCGAGUUUCACUGUAUCACUUUUGAGGAUUUUUUGGAUUUGAGGAUGAGCUAUUUGCUAUGGCUGUGACUUCUACUUCUGCAACAUCUACCGCGUCUGCGCAUGGUAUUAGAUAAGUAAGAACGUCGUGUAUUAUAUUUUCUUCUCCAGCGAACUGUAUAAUCACUAUCGCUCAUCGUCAUCUGUGGUAGUAAAUAUUAAGUAAACAAAAAAAGGCGCGAGUAAAUGUCCGCUAUGAGUGUGGUAAGAGCAAAGACUUUGCUCUUUCAGCGUUGCAAUUGCGCGGCGGCAUAGCCCCGGACUCUUCCUCUCGCUCUCUGUUACGGAGUAGAGGAAAUCAGAUUCGAGGAAGUGGAAGGGUCUUCAUGAUCGAUUCAUCUUUUUAGUGACAGACUCUUCGCAAUGAAUAUGGUAAAAAGAUAAACGAAUGAUGUUAAUGUUGAUCGCGGUGCCAGCCAGACUUCUUUUUUAUUUAUUUUCACCAAGAACGUGGAUCGCAAGGACAAGAAAAGAAAGAAAGGCAGAGCCUAGUACUGUGGCAGAAUUAUAAUCCACUAUCAAUGCCUGACUCAAGUACUACAU